Messenger RNA from Brassica napus (rape), 1576 nucleotides. Its product is annotated as trehalose-phosphate phosphatase B. The record is from RefSeq and is a predicted model, not a curated record. Gene Ontology annotation, biological process: trehalose biosynthetic process. Gene Ontology annotation, molecular function: trehalose-phosphatase activity. NCBI's taxonomy places the organism in Eukaryota, Viridiplantae, Streptophyta, Magnoliopsida, Brassicales, Brassicaceae. The transcript has 11 exons. Bases 120 to 1244 code for a protein of 374 amino acids.
UAAAUUCCUCUUCUCCUUCUUCAUUUCCUCCUCAUCAUUCACACACACACACACACACUGUCUUUCUUUCUCUCUGUCUUUCUCCAUAUCUCCUCUCGUUUUCAACACUUGUGAGAAAUAUGACGAACCAGAAUGUCAUCGUCUCCGACAGAAAUCCCAUCUUGGGUUCAAAAACCAUCACAGUCUCUGUCUCUAACUCUCCCCUGUUCUCUUCACCUCCCACUUACUUUACCUUCCCUCGUCGAAAGUUCUUGGAACUUCUUGAAGCAGCUGACAAAAACAACAACAACAAGAACAAUCUUGGUGCUGGAAAGAUUUCAUCGUGGGUUGAUUCCAUGCGUGAUUCUUCUCCUACACGUCUCAGAUCCUCUUCUCGUGACUCUGACUCAGACAACGACGAAAAAACAUCUUGGAUCGUUAGAUUUCCAUCAGCUUUGAAUAUGUUUGAUAAGAUUAUGAAUGCUGCAAAAGGGAAACAAAUUGUGAUGUUUCUUGAUUACGAUGGGACGCUUUCUCCUAUAGUUGAAGAUCCCGACAAAGCUUACAUAACACAUGAGAUGCGAGAGGUUGUAAAGGAUGUGGCUCUAAACUUCCCUACUGCUAUAGUCACUGGACGAUCCAUUGAUAAGGUUCGUGCUUUUGUCAAACUCAACGAGAUUUACUACGCUGGAAGCCAUGGCAUGGACAUUGAAGGACCUACCAACGAAAAUAGUUACGGCGAGGGAGUGCUGUUUCAACCUGCUCGUGAGUUUGUACCAAUGAUCGAGAAGGUGGUUAAGAUUUUAGAAGAAAAGACAAAAUGUAUCCCUGGGGCUAUGGUGGAGAACAACAAGUUUUGUCUGUCCGUACAUUUUCGACGUGUUGAUGAGAAAAUAUGGGCCGCAUUAGCCGAACAAGUGAAAUCAGUUCUAGUUGAUUAUCCAAAGCUGAAACUAACCCAAGGUAGAAAGGUGCUUGAAAUCCGCCCCACAAUCAAAUGGGACAAGGGCCAGGCCCUCAAUUUUUUGCUAAGAUCAUUAGGAUUCGAACAUUCGGAAAAUGUUGUUCCGGUGUAUAUUGGAGAUGACCGUACCGACGAAGAUGCGUUUAAGGUUUUACGUGAAAAGGGACAAGGUUUUGGGAUUCUUGUCUCAAAAGUUCCAAAGGAAACCAAUGCCUCUUAUUCUCUUCAAGACCCUUCUCAGGUUAAUGAGUUUCUGAAGCGUUUGGUAGACUGGAAGAGGAAGACAGUUGGGGAAGAGUGAAACAAAAUACCACAUUAAUACCUGAGUUUAUUUCUAAAUUUUGAGGAGAAUAUUUAUAUUGUCAACCUUUUAAGAAAACUAGUAGAUGCUUAGAGGGUGUUUCGGCCAGAAGUAUCUUAACUUUUCUACAUGGAUCCAGAAAUUGUAAAUUUCGUGUAACGAUUCAGAAAAGGGAGAAAAUGUAUUAAUACAUUCUCCGACGUUUAUCUUCAUUUCCAACUUCUUGUGCCUCGUCAUAACUUAAUACUUUUUUUCUACCGUUCACUGUUUAAUCAGUGAAUAUGGGAUGAUGUUGUCGAUAUGAGAAGUUUUUACACGUAGUAUCUUUUACA